UAUCCGCAGCUGACGUGGCUGAUGGCUCCAGUCAGGUACCCCCAGAGCCUGGCCGAAAUUACCUAUAACAAGGCUCAUUCCAAAAGCCGAGCUAUUGUGGAGCAUACCAUAGGACUUCUUAAGUCCCGCUUUUUGUGUUUGGCCAGGCCUGGGGGUGAGUUAUUAUACUCUCCUCAGAAGUCUUCCAGGAUCAUCCUCGCCUGUUGCCUCCUACACAACAUCUGCCAGGCGAGGAAUGAUUCCUGGGAGAUGACUGAGGAGAGGGAGCCUGAAGUCCGUCAGCUGCGGGUCUCCCGAAGGCAGAAUACCGCGGACGGGAUGGCCACGCGAGCUGACCUGAUCACCCGCUACUUCCCAUGU
Messenger RNA from Staurois parvus, 360 nucleotides. Lineage: Eukaryota; Metazoa; Chordata; Amphibia; Anura; Ranidae. The record is from the annotation of a GenBank genome assembly.